This is a messenger RNA of Hibiscus syriacus, 805 nucleotides long. RefSeq names its product major pollen allergen Lol p 11-like. The record is from RefSeq and is a predicted model, not a curated record. The coding region runs from base 132 to 620 and encodes 162 amino acids. The transcript is spliced from 2 exons. Lineage: Eukaryota; Viridiplantae; Streptophyta; Magnoliopsida; Malvales; Malvaceae.
AGUUGUCAUUUUCCUGUUUUCCAAAAUCCCACACUUUUUGUUUAAUUUGCCCUUAUUAUCUUUUAUAUCUAAGCAUUUCUACAUUACAUUUUUCAAGAAAAGAACUCAGAAAUUAAGCAAAGAAAAAAAACAUGGCCAAAGUCUUCUUGUUCGUUGCACUAUGUGUGCUUCCAGCUCUGGUCAGUGCUACACGCAUGGUGAAGAACCCAUCAUUGGUGGUACAAGGGCAUGUGUACUGUGACCGCUGCCGUGCUGGUUUUGAAACCCCCAAGAGCCGAUGCGUUCCUGAUGCGACGGUUAAGUUGAUGUGCUCCGACAGGAAGACCGGCAAAGUUGUGUACGAGAAGGAGGGCUACACCGACAAAGCCGGAAAAUACGAGAUUGUUGUGCCCGAGGAUCACUGGGAUCAGAUCUGCGAUGCACUUCUCGUGAAGAGCUCCCAGCCUGAUUGUGCCACGAUGACACCGGGCCGUGAACGUGCCCGUGUUAUCUUGACCAACUACAACGGCAUCGCAUCCACCACCCGAUACGCCAACGCGAUGGGCUUCAUGGCUGACCAGCCCGAAGCUGGCUGUGCUGAGAUGAUGAAGAUGUAUCAGGAAGACGAGGAAGAUCUUUAGAGUGUGGUUUGGAGUUGUAUGCAUAUGAAUUAUGUUGUCUGCUAUUUGUUAUGUGAAUUGCUUCCUUCAUUUCUAUAUUUAGAGGACUUAAAAAUAACUUAUUUUCUUUGAAUUGCUUCUGUCUCGGAAGUGUUCUUUUGGGUAAUUGCUGUUCUUUUCACCUGAUGGAUCUUCCAAUUCAUUAC